Leopardus geoffroyi (Geoffroy's cat) is the source of this 4172-nucleotide messenger RNA. Its product is annotated as ankyrin repeat domain-containing protein 26-like. The coding region runs from base 489 to 860 and encodes 123 amino acids. Lineage: Eukaryota; Metazoa; Chordata; Mammalia; Carnivora; Felidae. The transcript has 5 exons. The record is from RefSeq and is a predicted model, not a curated record.
AUUUCAACUCAGGUUUGUGAGUUCAAGCCCCACGUCGGGUUUUGAGCUGACAGGCUCCUUGGGAUAUCUUUCCCGAUUUCUGUGUGCACUCACUCUCAAAGUAUAAAGGAAUGAAAUGAAAUGAAAUGGAAAAUGAAAGGAAAGGAAAGGAAAUGAAUGAAAUGAAAAUUAUGUGUUUCCUAAGGGAACGCAGAGAACAAAAGCAGUUGUUGAGUGUUCUACCCUGGAGUAGACACUAUAUCCUAUGGGUAACAACUGUUCAGUUAUAUAGUCAUUGUAUAGCUUUGCAAAGUAGCUGUGUUAUUGUAGCCUACUUUUUAUUUCUUUGGCAAGUGUGGUUCAGGGAGGUGGAUUACUCGCCCCAUGAUUCCAUAGUUAAUGGGUAGCUGAGGGGUUUGCCCGUCAGCUUGUGUAGUUUCCACAUCCAUUCUCUGGUUCCUCAGCAACACUGAGAUGAAGAUCCGGAUCCUAGGGCAGAUCAACUCAGAAUGUCAAAGGAAGGAACAGCAAAGUCAGCAAUGGAAGCAAAGGAAGAUGGUGUUGGUAUUAUUGAAAAUGUGCCACCAGAGCAAGCAGUUAAUGACAGUUUGACUUCUGCUGGUGGAGUGCAUAAAAAUUACAGAAGUGAUAUCAUGUCAGCAUUAAAAUUAGGAGAAGAGGGAGAUGUAGAACCACCUUCUCUUCCUGAGUAUCAAGUUCCAUUAAAGGUUGAAGAAAAAAAGAAGCACAGAGGAAGUGACAUGGAAGUAUCAGAAAACAUACAUGGUGCUGCGGCUGCUGGAUUAAUUCCACAAAGACAGAAUGGAAAAACUGAUAACCAUCAAUUGCCUAUUACAGAAAAUAAAGAUUCUGAUAGAUAAAAGAAGUAUGAUGCAGGGAAGGCAUGAGCACAGAGGAUCGAGUAUCAACUAUUCACGCAUUUUUUCAAAAGGAAGAACUAAUUCAAAUUAUGUUUUGGUAGUAGAAAAGGGGACGCUUAGGCAAAACUUGCGGACUGGUUGGCAUUCCUCUAGAUAAAUAGGUGAAGCCUGGAUCCUUCACUCCGCCAACCACGAAAAUCGCUAGGGUGAGGUGACACACUGGGUUGGCUCCAACAGUGUGUGCUUCUCAGAAGCCGUCUCACAAAACCUGACCCCAGUGAACUCCUGAGCCAUUCAUCACAAAGACUUUAAAAACAUAGGGUAUACUUUGUCUCUGAUAUAUUGGGUCAACUUUGUCCAUAUAGUUAUGGUUUUGUAUGAUAAGACCCAAAUGGAGAGAUUUCCACGAGCAUACUAAAAUUGUAUGCAAAAUCGUGUGUGUACAUGCACGUGCGUGCUUUGUCUUGUGGGGAUGGAUGUAUAUCCUUCAUCACGUUCUCAAAAGGAGCCACAACUGAAAUAAGGUUAAGAAUCACUGACCUCCGGGUGAGGUUCAGAAAAACAAGACAAACCAAACCAAAACAAGCCCGGAGAGCCCAAGAGCAAAGCCCACAGUUCACACAAAGACAGUCACAGGGUGGGUGGAGGGGACCACACAAUAAAGGUGCUGAAGCAUUAAACUAGCAAAUAGCUGUGCAGAAGCAGAGAGAGCCGUCAGUCCCCACCAGACAGGGUUUGCAUAUUGUGGAUGCUCUGAGCUCAGUUUGCCAGAAUUGAUUUUUUCGAGUCAGGCUCACAAAUCAUUCGGGUCAAGACUGUCCUCCCAAGCCCUUGGAGAAAGGGAGAGAGCCCGCGUGGACCGCAGGUGGGGAAACAGUCCAGCCAGGAGGGAAAGGUUGCUGGGGGGACGUGGCCUGGAACAAUGCUGGGCUUAAACCUUAUGGAGGCAUGAGACAGGGCACCCAUUGUUGAGACGGAUCAUUUCAAGCCUUUUCAGUUUGUUUGUGGUGUGCCUAGAGGCCGUCCUUCCCAAGUGGCACCUUUUCUUGAGGGAUGGGUCUCAGGAACCUGGAGGGGGAAGGGGAGGAGAAGGAUUCACCUCCCCUUGGGCUCACCUCCCCCUGGACUCACCUCCCCCUAGAUUCACCCCCCCACACCCUGGAUUCACCUCCCCUGGGACUCAUCUCCCCUGGAUUCACCUCCCACUGGAUUCACCUCCCCCUAGAUUCACCUCCCCUGGACUCAACUGCCCCUAGAUUCACCUCCCCCUGGACUCACCUCCCCCUGGACUCACCUGCCCCUGGACUCACCUCCCCCUGUUUCACCUCCCCCUGGACUCACCUCCCCCUAGAUUCACCUCCCCCUGGACUCACCUGCCCCUAGAUUCACCUCUCCCUGGACUCACCUCCCCCUGGUUUCACCUCCCCCUGGACUCACCUCCCCCUAGAUUCACCUCUCCCUGGACUCACCUGCCCCUAGAUUCACCUCCCCCUGGUUUCACCUCCCCCUGGACUCACCUCCCCCUAGAUUCACCUCUCCCUGGACUCACCUGCCCCUAGAUUCACCUCCCCCUGGACUCACCUCUCCCUAGUGCCUCACUGCUGAUUAUCUCUUGUUUCUGGUUCUCCUGGCAUUUUCGUAGCCCUGAACUUGGAGCACUCGCCUCUCUUCUCCCACCACCUUAUCCUUCUUCCUCCGCGUUUGACUUUUGUAGUAAGAGGAAUAGGUUACAUUUGCAUUUUUCAGACCCCUUUGGAGGAACGACCCUUGUGUGAAACACUAGUGUAUUGAGCUUCCCUGCUGUGAACUUGCACAAAACUAAUCAUCUUGAGGACCAACUUCUAGUACGUGCUGUGUAUUUAUACACCUUUUUAGCAUAAUUUUUUAAAAAGUAGUGGGAUGAACUGACAACAUUGGGGUGCAAUUAGAGUUUAUUUGCAUCACAAGUGACCUGGCCCAAAGGCUCACCUACUGUCAAGCGAGCAGUAGGCAACAGCGGCAGGUGAAGGCAGCAGGUGGUGAAGGUGACAGGUGAAGGCAGCAGGUGAACAAGGCAGCAGGUGAAGGUCUCUACGCCUCUGUCCGUUCUGAGUUGGUCUUACUUGAUCAGUUCAUUUACUUGUUCAUUAACUGAACACAUAGUAGGCACCAGAGUCCUCUUUUUGGGGUAUAUUUCCUGCCUUCCAGGGAUGGAAGAUUCCUGUAAGGAGAGACAAGUAUGUAACUGUGUGAGGUGGUGCACAGGGGGGCUAUUGACUCAUCAGGUAUGAAGUCUCCCGUUGGCCUAGAGGACAUGAGUCGUUUCCUCUCUAUGAAGUCACAUCUGGGAGGGGCUUGAGGGUCGAGUAGGGAUGUGUGGUGGAGGGAGAGGCAGAAGGAGAACAUUCCAGUGCCGAGAAAAACACAUGAAGACACUCAAUAAGAAAAGACUGGGAAGACAGUGGUGCUAGAAAGUCCAGCCCUCGGAACUUUCUAGCAAGGAAGUAGAUUUUUUCCAGAGGGGUGAGGAGACAGGUAAUGAUGGGUAGAGGUGGAGAGGGAAACAGUGGAGGGUGAGUCUACAAAGAUAGCUGGAGGUUCCUAGUAGGAAAACCCAUAUCUGCUACAGAAUUGCAUUUUAUCCCCAAAGCAACAUGAGGAUAACAGCGUUUUCAAGUGUAGCAAUGAUGGCCAUCACGUGUUUCAUUUUGUCCUAAGUACUUGUCUACAUUAACUUAUUUAGACCUUAUACCAAUUUUAUGAGAUAGGUACUAUCGUUGUCCCCAUUUUAAGAUAAUGAAACCAAAGCACAGAGAGGUUAACCAAAUUACGAGGCCACACAGCUAGUAAGUGAUGAAGCUGUGUGAAUUAGUUAAGAGAGAUUUGGACAAAUACUGGAGAGCAAUGUGCUGUGUGUCCCAAGCUAGUGGCAAGGAAUCCAGUCUGGAGGAUGUUCUAGCAAUCCCAAAAAGGGAUCUUGUGUUGAGACAGAGCUAAGAUGUAAAAGUGCAUCAAAAGUAUUCUGUGUGGGGGCACCUUGGGCUCAGUAGGUUAGCACUCGACUUUGACUCAGGUCAUGGUCUUGCGGUUCAUGGAUGGAGCCUCACAUCAGGCUCUGUGCGGACAGCUCGAAGACUGGAGCCUGCCCCCCCCCCCCGCCCCUCUCCUGUUGUGCUCUCUCUCUCUCUCUCUCAAAAAUAAAUAAACAUUUAAAAAAAGUAUUCUGUGUCAAAAUCCUGUCUCUCAUCUGCUUGUUACCGGAUCCAAAGCAGUCUGGGUUUUCCAGGAUGACUUCAUCAUAGAUUAAAGCUUUGAUAAAGAAUGUUGACUGAA